GGCAAUUUUGGAUUUAGAUGUUAUGGCAGAAGGUUAUCUCUUCUGUCAAAGUCACCCAAUUCUUGUGCUUGUGCUUAUUGCUGGGUAUGCUACACCCAGAGAAGUAGAAAGUUGAAUUUUAUUCAAUUUAUCUGCAUGUGCUCAUCCGUCGAGUAGGUCACAUCCAGGGAGUUAUAAUGUAGUAUUUUACCUAAUUUGAAACACCUUUGGGAAAUUGAGCCAGAGCUCGAAGUCCAGAUGCUUUUACCACUUUAGAUCACACCUUUUUAUGAAUCUCCUUAGUCUUUGUUACUUUGAAUUUUGACGUUUUAUUUUAUUUGAUAAGUUCCUCAUCUUUGGGGCAACCUUCUGGUGAGAUGCCACUACCUAGGAUUAUUUGUUUGGUCAUGUUCUCGUGGGGCAUUUCACCCAAUUUCAAACAUUUUAUCAUGUUGCCUGGAGAUUUGAAGUGUCUGGGCUAGUGUGUGCAUCGUCAUUGGCAGAAAGAGGAAUUGCAGUGACGGUUUUUGAAAGUGCAAGAGGCCCUGGAGGGCGCAUGUCUCAGCGCAGAGAGCGAACUGAAGAUGGGAAGGAAUUAUGUUUUGAUCAUGGGGCUCCCUAUUUUACAGUGAAGGAUCCAAGUGUCUGUGAUGUAGUAGAUAAGUGGGAAGGUGCUGGUCUGGUUGCUGAAUGGAAAGGACCAUUUGGAACCUUUGAUGUAGACUCUGGAAAAUUUAUGCCGCAAUUGGAGAAUUCAAUGAAGAGAUAUGUGGGUGUUCCAGGAAUGAAUUCUAUUUGUAAAGCUAUUUGCCAUCAACCUGGUAGGGUAGAAGCUAAGUUUGGAGUUACAGUUGCAAAACUGCAGUGGAGGGAGGAAGAUGGAUAUUGGGAUUUGAAGGGGUUGCAAGGUGAAGAGAUUGGGCAGUUUGAAGCAGUAGUUGCAUCAGACAAAAAUCUGGCUUCUCCAAGAUUCACAAUUCAGACUGGUCUUCCACCUCCUUUAGAUAGUGCUGGAGUACCAGAACUAGUACAAAAGAUGCAAACAAUGUCAGCUAUUCCCUGUUUUGCAGUGAUGUUGGCACUUUCUCAGCCUCUCACAUCGAUUCCUGUACAUGGUUAUACUGUUGUAGGCUCUAAGUUGUUAAGUUGGGCAUCGUGUGAUAGUAGAAAGCCAGGACGAUCUAAAAGUGGCAGUGAAUGCUGGGUUUUGCAUUCAACAGCUGAGUAUGCUAAUCAGAUCAUUAGCAAGACUGGCCUAAAUAAGCCUUCAGAUGAUAUACUGAACAAUGUGAAAAGGGACUUGUUUGGGGAAUUUCAGAAAACAGUCCCAGAUAUAACUUCUCCAUUUUUCAUGAAAGCUCAUCGAUGGGGCAGUGCCUUUCCAGCAACUAACCUUGCAAAGGAUGACAAGUGUCUAUGGGUGGAGAAGGAGAGACUGGUUAUUUGUGGCGACUUUUGUGUUUCUCCAGAUGUUGAAGGUGCCAUAUUGAGUGGACUAGCAGCAGCUUCAAAACUUUCAAAAGUCUACAGUACUCUGUAGCUGCAAUAUAAUUGAAGCAAACUUUUUAGGGAAAAAAUAAUUCUUUUGACAGUGUAUGAUAGGUCUUAUUCUAUUUUAUUUUUAAUUUAUUUUUUAAAUGAACCUGACAUUUUUUAAAACUUGAAAAUCUUGACAAUUUUUUUUCCAUCAUGAAUCCUCAUUUUUUUUGGUUGCAAUAAUCUCAAAUUAUUCCUAUUUUCUUAGGGUUUAUUUUGUGUAUAGAAGUAAAAAUAAAAGUUAAAAAUUUCCAGGAAAUUUUUUAAUUUUUUUCUCCAAGAAUUACUCCCAGAAGAGUAAGGAAUGGUUGUAGUGUCUUCUGAUUUUUAACCAAGUGAUCAACUAGAAAAGAAGGAUUGAAUUCUGUUUGCAUUAGAGGACAAACAUUGUAAAAGAUUCAAGGCAUAGACUUUGCAGCCACAAUUUUGUAACUUUAUAUUCAUGUCACCUUGUAAGAUUUAUUUAAAUGAUAUGCUACCACUGUCACACUAAACAAUAUUCCAAUUACAGUGCUACUGAUAACUGUUGAAUAUCGAUGAAUAAUUAUCAAUGUUCUAUACAGGUCUAUCUGAAUUUGUAAAGCAGCUUGGUUGCAAUUUGUUAUGAACACAAAGAUCAGUUAUGGAAAGUUUGUUUUC
Molecule: messenger RNA, 2154 nt
Organism: Cryptomeria japonica (Japanese cedar)
Lineage: Eukaryota; Viridiplantae; Streptophyta; Pinopsida; Cupressales; Cupressaceae
Exons: 9
Coding region: 536-1519 (327 amino acids)
Molecular function (GO): oxidoreductase activity
Source: RefSeq, a predicted model, not a curated record